Molecule: messenger RNA, 9880 nt
Organism: Lagopus muta (rock ptarmigan)
Lineage: Eukaryota; Metazoa; Chordata; Aves; Galliformes; Phasianidae
Exons: 2
Coding region: 1456-2523 (355 amino acids)
Source: RefSeq, a predicted model, not a curated record
CUGGCUGCUUACACAAGGCAUCCGGAAUGACACUGCCGGGACUCCAACAUUUCCAUUCAGUGCAGUGGAGCAUGCUCCUGUAUAAAUAGUUUCCAUAUGUCAUCAUUACAAUAAAAAACGAAAAACAAAAAGAAAGGAAGAGUGAGCAUAAACUCUCCAGAGCCCAAACCCUUCCCUUCACAAAACAAAUUCCCUACUUAGGGGAACUAAAUGCUCUCUGGGCAAACAAAUUUCUUUCAUUCGGAGGGAGGAGGGGCAGGCGGGUUCCUGCAGCUGUUUUGGGAGCACAGGGCAGAGGCAAGGAGGGGAUGGGGAACAGAGCAUGCUCACAGGAACCAGGGAGAAGCCAUCCUUCCCAGCCAGCCUAUUUUAAGCUAAGCUGAAGACAAUUAGGAUUUUCAGUGCUUUAUCUUCAGUACUUGCAUUUGUUUUACUAAAUGAAAUAAUUUAAAGAUCCAACUGGUUAACCUCCUACCAGCUAGCUAGCUACAGGCUAGCUCUUACAUUUGCCUCUGACCUUCCCCAGUUUGGCUCUCAUUAGCCUGUUCUGCUUUCCAGAUCCAACACACUGUUUACAGUGUUUCAUUGAAGCAGCUUCAGAUGGCUCCAGUUAGAAUCCAGAGCCACGCAUCUUCACCUGACUUAAGAGGGCCUUCUUUUAGAAGCUUGAGGAAGGUUUUGGUUGUACUGCUGGCUGCCAUGCUGUCUACACAGUGCUGUUUUAGUAAGUACAUCCUGUUAGCAGAGAGCUGCAAACUGCAUGGAAGGCAGGGCAAGUAAUGUAAUUCAGCAAAAACGUUCCUAUAGCUAACUAUGCCAUUCAUACUGCUGACAUACGCCAUACACUCAUUGUAGGACAGCAAAAUGCAAUCUGCUGGUGUGAGGAGUUGCAUUCACUAGCAGCAUUUCCCUUGGCAAGCAAACAAGGAAGUGCAGAGGAUUUGAGAAUUAGGAGGCAGGACAUCUUCAUUCACAAUGCCUUGAGAGACCCUGACUAGUGUGUACAUCACUUCUCUUCAAGGAGCAUACUUUUAGAGAUCUUUCCCUGGGACAGCCGCGUCCCAGUUGGAGCUGGACACCGACACAGAAGUGCCUGCUGACCAAGGCUCUUGGAGCUGGGCAUGCUUCCAAAGCGUGCUGCACAAGUCCACAGACAUGCAAUUCAGGCUCAGUGUGCGAGCACCGCCCUUGCUGGGACUGAUCCCUGUGCAAGCAGCAAGAGCACAAAGCAGCCCACACUGCAGUUUCUCACUGAUUGCUGCACUUCACCAUUUAACUGGUGUCUUCUCAUUUCAAGCACUGCAUUUCUCAGUGCCAUACCACUUCAAUUUCUUUUACCAUCCAUCUGGACUGCAUACCCGUUGUUACCCAAACUUUGUUAGACACAGGUUCACGCUUUCAGUUUAAGGGAAAAGUAACCAGGAAUCCAGCAAUGCUGUAUAUGCACCAUGGAAGAUGGCAGAUCCCACCAGCACCAAAGCUGUCCUGGGGAUCCAGCACAUGGAACUGGUUGUAGCAUCAGAUUGCCAUGCUGGUUCCCUCAGUAACUCGGCUCCUGAGAGCAUGAACCAACAGUACAGAAAUAGGAUGGCAAAGAGUCUUUGGUACCUCCAAAGACUCUCAGAAGCAAUCCUCUCCAGGAUAGCUCUCCAUCAGCUGAACCACGUGGUUCACCUGCUACAGAAGAUGCAACUUCAUGAAAACACGAAAAAAAAGGUGGCAACCACAGAAUCACAGAAUCACAGAAUCACCCGGGUUGGAAGGGACCCCAAGGAUCAUGUAGUUCCAACCCCCCUGCCUAGCAGGGCCACCAAACAUACACAUUCAGAUCAGGUUGCCCAGGACCCCGUCCAACCUGGCCUUAAACACGUCCAAGGACGGGGCAUCCACAACCUCCCUGGGCAGCCCGUUCCAGGGCCUAACCACUCUCCUAGUAAAGAACUUCCCCCUAACAUCCAACCUAAAUCUUUCCUCCUUCAACUUAAAACCAUUUCCCCUAGUCCUGCUGUUGUCAGCCCUUUUGAAGAGUUUACUCCCCUCCUGGGUGUAGGUUCCCUUCAGGUAUUGAUAGGCUGCAAUGAGGUCACCCCGCAGCCUUCUCUUCUCCAGGCUGAACAAGCCCAACUCCCUCAGCCUGUCCUCAUAGGGGAGGUGCUCCAGCCCCCUGAUCAUCUUAGUCGCCCUCCUCUGGACCCUUUCCAAAAUCUCAAUGUCUUUCUUGUACUGAGGGCUCCACACCUGGACAAACCCUUCGUCAACACAGGCCCUAAAGGUACCUUCAGUCCCAAAGCCCAGUCCCAAGUCCCAGGACAGCACACAAGGCAGGCAAAUUGCCAAAGCAGCCAAAAGCAGCAAUGUCCAGAAUGCAGGCAGAUUCUAACGGUGUCCAGUCUGUUAGCACCAAUGAUUUCCUCUUCCAAGUGUCUACAAUGCCACAUUGCUUCACCUCCACUUCACCUCUUCACUGUUUCACUCCCCACCAAUGCAGUCAAUAAGAAACUGCUCCUUUUAUUCAGGUGCUGAGCCAUGAACACUCAUUUGUCUCUGCAAGGCCAGGAUCACCGACCUGGGAGAAAGAAAGCCGGAAGCUGCCUAGAACGCACAGCUGAUUUAGCUCCUAGCCAUGCAUCUCAGAGGUGAGAGACAGCAGAAUCACAGCUGUUAGUGCUUGGCUGCCAAUUCAUCUCUGUGCCAGUUGAAGCAUCCCACAACAAAUCCUAUAGACUCAAAACAUCCCAGAGCCCAUCUUGUUUUCAGAAGAUGCUACGGGAAGGAGUUAAACAGCCACAAGGAAGCCCCAAAACAAUUUACCAUCAGUUUGCUGCAUGGGAAAAACAGGGCAUCUCCAACAGAGCACAGGUGCAGGAGUAACAGCACGCUGCUGAACACCUCAAGUCAGCAGAACUGAGUCAGAACGCAGCAGCAGCCUCGGGCUCUUUGUCUUGCUGAAUUCUCACAGCACUCGCUGGCUGUAAGCCUCAACAAACAAAGCCACUCCAGCUUCCCAGGUAACACACACAAGCUUUCAGAACACGCAUGUUGUCUCUUCCUGUUAGUGCUAGAAAACAAUUGCGGGUUCCCGUCCUUUCAUCUGAGGAGGCAGUGAGUUCCUGCAGCACACACACCAGCUCACUUUGUGCUGCCAUCCGCCACGCUGCAGGGAGCUGAAUCUGCACAAACGAUGAGCAGAUGUCCCUCAGCACGGACUGCUAUAUACUUGCUAACAUCUGCACCACAAACACUUAAAAACACCAAUGCACAAGCUAAACUCAAUGACAGAAGAGCCAAAGCGUCGCAGGGAAUUGCUUUGUUCCAGCAGGCGCUGUGCUUCCAGACAGCUCUUGCUCUCAGAGAGCAAAGCCAGCACUGAGGUCACAGCCUGCUCUGCACUCAAUAACUGCUGAGCUGCGAGGAUUCACACGAACGUUUCCUUCCUGCUCCUCCCUGCUGGGGACAAUGGGACAUUCCUAAGUAAAAUUAAAGAAAAUAAACAGUAAGAGGCUUCAAAGAAAACAGGGAUGAGAACAAUUCAUAGAGUUCAUGGGAAGGUCCACAUGCUCCCACAAGGGAGCCAGAACCAGGCACCUGCACAGUGUGAGUGCACAUAACGGAGGAGGCUCUGCUUCUUUUAACAAAACUGGAACUGCAGUGCUGGAUCCAAAGCAUUUAUAAUCAGCAGGAGUCACAGAAGAGGAAGGCUGCAUUAGGAAAACACCGUUAAGAAUUACAACCUCAGCUUCUGCAUUCAGCCAAAUUGCUGCCUUCUUCACACAAUUUGUGAUCUUACCUCCAAACCACAAGGGGAAGCCAAAGCCACAACAGAAGGAUCUCCUACAGCCUCACAUUACUCAACUUUUAGCAAGGGAUGUGCCCUAUGAUCCUGCCAGCCCAAGCACUUUACAGCAACCAGGGCUUUAGAAAUACAGAGAUAAGAUUAUUCUGUAACUGAAAUUAAAGAAGCAAGCUGUUGAAGCAGCUCACUUUGGACGGAUAAAAAAGCCAACCAAACCAAACACACUACCGUUUUUGUUGAACCCAACUAAAAAAGAGACAAGCUGUGCCCGAGGCUCUGACUCAGGAGAAAGGCCAGACAUGAAAUGUAUGCACGCUUUUAUAACCCAUAAUUUUUAAACGAAGUAACAAAAAAGGAAAGAGACAACAUCAGAAUCCCUCAGAUAAAGGUUUGUAUUUUUUUUUUUAAACACAUCCUGUUACAUGAAUGCAUUUCCUCUUUUUGUUCCAAAAAGGGAAAUGAACACCUCAUGAUUUUGAUAAGUUAAAAUGUUAACGUUCAACACAAUGCUUUAGCAUCAACACAACAUCAGCAUUUUAAAAACAUGCUCCUUAUCUUGAUUCCCCAAAGCAGAGCCUUUGGAUUUUCCUGAUGCAGUUUGGAAAGAUGCUUGACAGAGCUGCAACCCGACCAGAUCUGCCUUCCAGCUACAGCUGCCUGCAGCUCCCUGGAAAAGCUGCAAGGUCAGCAGCAGGAAGCAAAGAGGAAGUGCUUUGCUUACCUGAGAAAGCAGCAAGAAUCUCAACAACAAACCUGCAUGGCUAUAGCUCUCAGGUUCCUUUCAAAUUAGCCGAGCUCCCCACCACACAAUGCCAACUCGUAACAUUCUGCAGAGCUCAGCCCCGGGCAAUCUGGGCCAGUUUCUUUGCAGAGGACGAGCUCCCUGCAAUGAAGCCCCCUCAGCUAUUGCAGAGAGGCAGCUGCCUCAAUGAUGGCCCUCCACCUCCAUUGGUCUCUGCAGCCCAAGCAUGCGUUGCAUCUUGGUGCCAGCCCUGGAGCACAGCUCAGAUGCAGCUGGCCAAACGCAAUGGUAACUGGGCGCAUGUCGGCUGGCCUGAAGACACAGCAAUAGCAAGAGAACAAGUGAGAUUCAGUAAUUUCACAGCAAUAUUCUUCUGUCUUUCUGCUGCACGCUGAGAUCAAAGAAAGUGAUUUACAAAGCCCAGCAGAGGUUGUGGUGUUGGUGGGACUCUGCUGCACCAGUUCUUUUGAAAUACGGCACUGCCACAUUGAAACUUCAAUGUCCCAGCCAGGGAAAAGUAGCUGCCAACAGCAGAGGAAGAUGCUUGUUGAGGAAAGGGGAAAACCCCAACCUCCAGUGCUGUGUAACUGCUCUCUUCAAUAUUUUUUGAAAAGGAAAGAUUCCUGCAUAUUUGGUGCUGCUGGCAGGCACUAGAGAGGUCACAGGUUGGAGAAGAAAGAAGGAAUUAAACCAUGAGUUUGGCAGCUUCAAGCCAGAAGUCAGAGGGCUGUUCCCAGAUCGGUCCUUACAUCAGGUCUGACCUCAUAUGGAGAUGAAACACAUCUGAUUUUGAUUACAAAAGUUACCAGCACUGCAGAUCCCCUCCGACCCUUGCAGCAUGGUUCCAAACCCUGCUGUCAGACACCUGCCCAAACCUCUCCAGCUUCAGCCAGCAGGCAGGCACUGCUCCUGGCCCAUCUCACAGCCUCCCGCUCAGGGCACUGCUCUGCUCUGCCCUCGGAUGAGCUGGAACAAGGGCACUGCAAGCAUGCCAAGCAUUAACACACAUCCUUUAUGGCACCAGAUGGAAACCAUCACCUCCCUCCCAUGACUGUUACUUAUUUGAAGAAUGCAGGAAUACAUGUGCCCCUAAGAAAGCAUCAGCUGAAAAUGCUAUGCUAGUGCCAAGACAAGGAUCUUGUCACCUCACAAAAUAAAUAAAUGCAUGACUUUGGGUUCAUCUGAUGCUCUUGCUCACAAGCCCACACUGACUGACAUGGAAAACCGCCCUUUAAUUCCAGGUUUUAGAAGAGCUACUGCUGGCUUCCCAUUAUUUUGCUUGGAAAUCCUGUCUGGUUGGCUGGCCUGCAGUCACUAUCCUGUUGAUCUCCUUUUGGGGCUGGAAGAAAGACACUGUCUUAGCAGCAGUCAGACUGUCACUCUCAGAGCCUGAAGGAAAAAAAAUGAAAUAAAAAUCUGCUGAUACUUAAAUACCGAACUUCAGAAUCAGCUAGCACUCAGCGUUUUGAAGCCUCUCCUUCCACAGCUAUUAGAGAUAAGGCUCUGUCACCACUCUUGUAUUUAAAAGGAAGGGCAUUAGCCUUGGUCACUUUCUUCCCCCUUUCCGACCCUAAUGCCAACAUUCUCUGUACUAAUUCUCAAUUCAUCAAAACCAAUGUGGUCACUUGUUUGCACCUGCCAGCAGAUCAGAACAAAGCGGAGUGCUCAAUAUGACUCAAGGGUGACAGGGCAGAUCCAAGAGAGUUUCAGCAAACGCUCCUCUGCUCAAUCACAUUUCCAGUGCUUCUGGUUUGUUCAGUAUCCUGCACAGACAGCAAUCCCCUCUGUGCCAGGAAAAACAAGCAGCUGUGCAGCCAACAGCACCAUUUUCCUGUUUCAGUGGUGACUCACCAGCAGUGAGCUAAGUGACCAGCUGGGUAUAGUCAGCCAGUGUUGUAGGAACAUUGCACAUGGGGACAGAUUAUGCCCCAGCCCUUGUGCCUCUAAGCAAGCUCUGAUCACUCCUCAUCCAGUGUGACCACCCCAUGGGGAGGAGGAGACAGGCUGUGGAAAUGCUGGUAAGGCUUCUGGCUUUGGAGCCCCAGCACCGCAGGCUGACAGCCUGUCAUUCCACCUGUGUCUGAUCACACUGUGAGACAUGCAGCCACUUACUAGUGCAAUUUGACCCUGGAGAGGUUUUAGCAUUCCCAUCAGCAGGAUAGAUCACUGAGUCUGAAUGCUACAGGCACUUGUUUGUUUAGCUACCAAGAGGGAGAACAUGUCUGCAUAACCAGUGAAAUCCCUCAGAGGGCUGCAUUGCUCCUGCGUACAAGCCUUCCCAAAUCCAUUGAAGAUGGUGCAAGUGUUCUCAAAAAUACGGUUAUAGUUGGAAUAAAAUACAGGUGAUCAGGCAUUCCCAGCUGACAACAUCCACACACUCGUGUGAGAGACAGUCACAGAGCUGCUAAACCAUUCAGCCCCCCAGCAUCAGAACACUUAACACAGCAGUGCAUCCUCAAUUUCACUUUGUGUGAGCACAAAAAGCAAAGCCUUUCCUUGCAAGCCAGACUGAGAUCAGAAAAGCAGCACUGGAUACUCCCGGCUAUGACUCAAUGCCAGCAGAACCUCCAGCGCCCUGCAGACCUUUGGUAUGUGCUGGGUGCUGCAGCAGAGCAGAGCAAAGCAGUGCAGAGCAGCGCACAGCCCUACUCGCCCCCAGCCCAGCUAGCAGCACUGGAGCCCAGCUUCCUGCUGCACCGCUCCAAGCAGCAGAUGACUGAAAUCCUAAAGCUGCUCUCUGUAAAGAAAGCAGCCAUGUAAAAAUCAGGCUCAAUAUGCAAAAGCAAUUAUGAUAGAGACAGAGAGAGAGCCCUGCAAGGUCCAGACCAAAAGCCAGAGACACUGGAGGGGAGAGAAAGGCCGAUCAAAUUUACCACACUUUUCCCAGCUUAAGGAUCAGAAAUGGAGUGUUCUGGCUCAUAAAUUCUACUUCCAGCAAAUUCGAGCUUAAAUCCCCUGAAGGCAAUAAGGAAAAGGCAAUCAACAACAACUCUAACCACUUCACAGAUGCUCCUGUUUAGUUUUUACAGCACUUCUUACAGCAUUCAAAUGGGUGAAAUGGGAUUUCAACGCAGGGGGGCUGACAGCAGAAGGCAGGAUUCCUCAGUGAAGAUUCCAAGGGCAAAGGAAGUUCUGAGACACAUCAUAUCGGUUAUGAUGAGUGAACUCAGCGUGCUCUGCCUUGGCUCAUUUUAAUCUGGCAGUAAGAAAGCUUGGCUAAACUGAAUAUCCUCCAACUACAGGGCCUUAAAAAUCCACAGGAGCCACAAAAAUGAGAGGAAAAGCGAGCAAACUGAUGCGUUCCCUGGGAAGCCAUGAGAAAACUAAUUGCUGUUUGUCUCCAACUGUUGUUCCGCUUCCUGAGCCAAAUGUUCCCAAGUCAGCUGCAGCGGCUGAGGAGUGACCAGAUAGAGCUAGAAAGCUGUCGAUUGAAAAUUGCAGCUCAGACACUCUCAGACUCCUUAACGUCUUUUAUAGAUCCAGGACCACCUGUCUGAAAAGCAGAGCCCUCCACUGCUGUGGCACAGGGCCGUAUGCACACAUCUCCAGCUAACACCUCAGCUAACGGCCUCACCUGACCUGUGCUCACAGCUGGGAGGUGAUGGCAGUGUGCCGGGAAGAGACGUGCGAAGGGAUCGGCCGCUUCCUCCAAGCAGCACAGUCAUUUGCACAGAGCACGAAGAAGCUUCCAGAGCCCUCACCAUCCUCUAGUCUCCUCACAAAUUUAUGGGCACGAAAGAUGACAUCCAUCGCCAGAGCACUAGCGAUGACAAAAGAGAAGGAACCAUUUGACACCGGGAUAAUGCAACGCUAACCCAAGUCAGCUUUACCUUGAAUACGCUUUUACUCGCUCAGAUUUGAACAGCAUGGGGCAUUCAAGACUAAAUCACUAUGAUUUUUUACAGCAAGAAAGAGUCAACAGUGCAGGGAUUCUGUUUGACAAAGCAUCCUACUGUGAAACACACAAUGUCUGCAUUGUGCAAAUCGAUCUCCUGCAGGGCUAAGAAAACAAGGCAGGCUUGGAAAAAAUACACACACUGAUUGCAGCCCACAAUGCCUCCUGGUACUUCACUCACAGUUUCUCUUCUGCAGGUGCCACAUUUUCAGAGUUACACUGAGAAUCGCCUGAUAAAAAUGCUUUUGUGAGGUCUGGACAACACGGAGUGCUGUUCCUCUUGAAUCACAGAUAUCAUCUCUACUCCCUCAUUACUGCAAGUAUUUAAGUGCAGCCGAGGCAGUCCUGCCUUAAAACCUGAAUUCUCAGUAUGAAUGAGAUUCCAGAGGAUGAUGUACUUGGAGCUUCACAGCAGAAACACGUUUUCCACUACUUCUAACAUGAUAUUGAAGGAUGCCCAACAUAUCCUAAAAAGCAGCCUCCUUCCUCUGAGUUUACGGAGCUCAUCACCCAGGGAAAUGAACUGUAGAGGAGAAAUUGACUGAGGGGGAAAACAAUCUCCUUAUGCUUUGGGUCUUCGUUUCCCUUUCCAAGAUUUUCACCCCUUGCUCAUCUCAGACGCAGUUUUGCUUUGCUUGCUUAAAGCAUUCAUUACAACCCAUCUAAGCCAGGUAAGGAUUAGAGAAGCACUGGCAGGAGCUGCAAAAAUGCAACGUUGUUAGAUUGGAGAAGAGACUUUCAGAGGCAUAAACAGCAAUUCAGCACAGAACUUGCACUUCAGAGAAAACAAUUCCCUGUAUAUAAAUUUUAAGUAGGUACAUAAUAAGAAAAGCAAAAUCAUUCACAGAAUUGCAAACCAGACGCUCUUGAUAAUAAAAUAAUUUUGCCCAGAUGCCCAUUCCGACACAACUGUACAUCCACACUUUGCAGAUGAGACAGGUUAACCACAGCAGUGUUACGCAGUGUCUCUUAAGUAAAGGACCAGAUUCAACGCAGAGCCAGGUCACUUCAGGAGACAAGAUCCCAGCCUGUGAUCUGGCUGCGCUUCACCUCAAGUGCCACAGAGAAAAUGCUGCCACUGGAACUAAUUGAAGGCAAAUUAGUAAAACCAGGAGCCACGAUAGGAGAGAAUGUCCUGUGUAGCAUUCAAGAAAGCAACCAGACAAUCUAAAGUCUGUCAGAGAUCUCGGGGUGUGCAAGGCCGAGGCAAGCAUUCCUUUUUCACUCAUCCCCUAUUUCUUCCCAAAUUAGCUACAGCAUUUCCACAGCAAAACUAGUGCCCAAGUCCAUGCAAACAGCUUCUAAGUACUCACUGGAAUUCAAAGAUCAAAAGCCAGAUGAUCAAAGAUAACUUAAGUCCGCUAGACAGCUAACAUUUAAAGCACCUAUUUUUCUUCAAAAUGCUUUCAAUGCUUUCACAACACCUACAGUGGUUCCUCAUAAAGUGCUG